Messenger RNA from Dacryopinax primogenitus, 516 nucleotides. RefSeq lists its product as uncharacterized. The transcript is spliced from 2 exons. The record is from RefSeq and is a predicted model, not a curated record. Bases 1 to 516 code for a protein of 171 amino acids. NCBI's taxonomy places the organism in Eukaryota, Fungi, Basidiomycota, Dacrymycetes, Dacrymycetales, Dacrymycetaceae.
AUGUCGAUGAUAGUGAUGGUCAAUGAGUCAUUGACAAAUGUGGGGCAGAGCAAGUACAUGCAGAAAACUGCGAGCCUGAUCGCGGAAAAUGAGGGGUGCAAACCAAGGGGGUUUAGCAGAUCCGUGCGUAUCUUGGAAGGGGGGAUGAGGGCGUGGAAGGCCUUGCUGAGAGAGGACGGACUGGAAAGGGGCCCGUAUGUUAUCCGGGCGAGAUGGCAGAUGGAUGCUGAGCUGCGUGUGGGAAGCGCGGCAGACGAAAGGGAGACGAGAGAGUGGAACCCGUUGGGUCAGCUAUCCAGCGGCACUGGGACACCUUCACGCCAUCCAGAGGACCUCCGUUUGUCCAACCUGCCCCGCGAAGUGGCGAGAAUGCAUUAUACCCCUGUGAUGGCGUCUCCUCUCACGUCCUCUGCAAUUUCUGUCAACAUGAACAAUGUUCUGUUGAACAAAGGGGUAGAAAAAGGGACAGAAUCUGCAUUGAGUGUACAUGUUGAGGUUCAUAACGUGAUCACUUAG